Molecule: messenger RNA, 4022 nt
Organism: Mauremys mutica (yellowpond turtle)
Lineage: Eukaryota; Metazoa; Chordata; Testudines; Geoemydidae
Gene: CPED1
Product: cadherin like and PC-esterase domain containing 1
Exons: 24
Coding region: 407-3589 (1060 amino acids)
Source: RefSeq, a predicted model, not a curated record
CCUUUCUUUAUAUGAUGUCUGUGGCCCAAUUGAGUUCAGAUGGUGGAUGCAGGACUGUGUGUAUGUCUGUCUGUCUAUGUGAGAUGAGCUGGAGUCAUAAGGCUGAGUUGUUCCAAAUGGUUUUAAUCAGCAGCCCAUUCGGGGAGAAUGGAAAACUUCUGUCAGGAUAAGUACUGAGUUGGAUUCUAUUCCUGUAACCUUUAUGAAGAACUCUUUGGAGUGCUCUCUGCCUUUCGGACCUAUGACUUCUUGUUCAGUACCAUGGGGGAGUUCAGCAGCAGGAAUGGGAAGAACUUGAAUUAGUUGUGGAAAAACGCUCCUUUGUCUUUUUUGUGCCGAUGGAAAGUAGCUGCUGCGAAUGUUCCUGUGAUGUGGAAAAGGGCAAAGUGAGAAAGGCGAAGUGGUCAUGGUUUGUGGGCAGAUUCCCUCUUGCCGCAGGCUCUGUCGCCCUCGGCCCUUCCUUCUGGUGCUGGUGGUGGGUGUCUAUCUUUUCUACCAGAUUCUGCCACCUAUACGGACCAAAAGAUUCUUUAUGGCAGUUGAUAAUGGGAGUUCACCAAACAAACUAGCUGAGACACAGCAAGAGAGAUACAAAGAGGUCUCUUCAAGGAACACUCAUUGCUUCCUCCCUUCUAGUAAUUCACAAACAGUGAAUAAGAUUGAAGACUCCAUUCUUAAGUACUUUGGGAGUCAUACAAGAAAAGCAAUUUUGUAUGUUCCUCCUUCCCGUGGUAAAAAAGAACUUCAGCUAUAUCAGCGCAUCCUAGCACAGUACGGAUAUACAGUGACAGUCCUUGAAGACAGGAAACUGACUGUAGGCCUUGGACAUGAGCACCACUACCAAGGCAAAUUAAGCUCUUGGGAUCUUCUGAUUUGCUUAUCUUCCAGUAAAACCGACGAUACAGACUGCUUUCCAAUAGAUGACUUCCAUCAGUUAGAAUUAUUCCAGAAGGUAAAUACACUCCCAGAGAUUCAGCACUUGCUUUGCAGAAAAGAAGGAUUAUGCCAGAUAAUUAGAGCAUUCCCAGGACUGCACCUUCCAAUUUCUUUCCCUGGAUGCUUGGAUCAGCAUGUGCUGUCAAAGACAAUCAUCGCAAGUGGCCCUUCUCAGCCUGUGAAGUCACGUGAGGGUGAUCAAAGGACAAAUUUUGCCCAUCUGUGGUACUUGUGGAACCAGACUAAUAGUGCACAGCUGAGUUCUAUACCAGGUCCAGCCAGCCACAAGGAGCUCUUUAAAGCUCAAGACCUUUCCAUCAUCAUCAAAGCAUAUGUGCUAGUGACAUCCUUAACACCUUUGCGGGCAUUCAUUCAUUCAACUGCCAUUGUCUGGCUUCCUCCCAAGAAGAAGCACUUUUCCGUAAAGCUACAAAGAUUUUUUGAGACAUUCUUCAAAUCCAGUUCCCCUCAACAAGCCUUUGAUAAUAUGAAAGAAACGAUAAGUAAACUCUUACUGGUAGCUGAGGCAUUCACUGAAUCACCCAACGUCGGACCAAAGACCUCCAGUAGAUGCAGUCUAUGUUUUCAAAUGUUAACCUUUGACAUUGGGUUCAACACCUCCACUUAUCCAGUAGUUCUUGAGGUGCAUGAACACUUUGACUUUCAAGUUGAUGACUUGAAUUUUGAGGACCAAACUGUAAAAGAAUUCCUUCUUGAGGAUACGUUCAAGUUUAUCUUGUCUAAUAAGUCUUCAGCUUCCAGUGUCUUUGAGACUUUACAGAACAUUUACAAAUUAGCUAUGAUUAAGGAUGAAAACUACCAGAAGGAAUAUGAACAAUGUCUGUCUUUAGAAGAAAUAAAUUCAAUGAUUCAUUUUAUAAAAGAGCUGAAGAGUAUGGGACAAUUUGAGCUGCUUUUCCCAUCUUCUGUACCCAAGAUUCAAACUUUGCUGCAUGAUGUUUAUCACAUGGUAGACCCGAUGGGAAAGCUUGGGUCAGUCCGGACAGUACACUGGUUUCUUUCCAAUUUACUUGAGCAGUUCCAGUUCAUGAAUAAAGAGGCACGUCCAAAUCUCUCAGGAUGGAAAAUCAAGAAGAGUUCCAGAAACUCAUCUAGGACCAUCAUGAAAUGGUCAAAGCCCAGGAAUUCUUUCCCAGAAAAAGAAGGUGUUAAACAAAGAACUCCUUUCAACGUAAUGAAAAAUCAUAAAGAAUUGCAUUUUUCCAAUGAGACUAGAGAAAAGCAUUGCAGUCAUGAUAAAGAUACCCUAUCUCAUAUCAGGCAGAUCUUCACUAGCCCGCCUUUGGACCUGAAUCCUAAAUUUAAUCCAAAGAUCAAAGAAUACUACACUGAAGUCCCAUUUGAUGUGGUGACAGUGAAGAUUGAAGCAGAACCCUCUAACUGUCAGUGCCAGGUGCACCUUGAUGAGAGGAAAGGACCAAGUGUUUCUAACUACCCCCUCGGCCUGGGAAUUAAUAAAAUCACUAUUCUAGUAACAGAUAACUCGCAUUCCAACUCCGAGGUUGUGAGCAGCUAUAAAAUCACUGUCUAUCGAGAAGACCGCCCAAGUCUGCCUUUGUUUGAGGACUAUAUGGUGUGUGGUUUUGUGCAGGACUGUGGUUCGCUAAUUCAGCUGGAGGAAUCCUGUGGAUUACAGCCUCUGUCUCCUGAGUACCUUUCAGCAAUUUCACAGACACAGUUUAAGACUUGUGAAGCUGGGGACAUAAAAGGGCAGUGGAUUGUGCCUUGCCUCAGCUGUUCUGACAACAGAACCUGUGACUGGCGAGAAAUAACAUGGCAGCCACACAACUGUCAGUAUUCUGUCCUGACUAAGCCAGAGCUCCAGCAAUGUGUAGAAGGCAGAAAGGUUCUUUUUAUUGGAGACUCAACUAACAGAGGGAUAAUGUACUAUUUGAUUGAAAGAGUGAAUGAGACCCUUCAGGAAUGGCAAAAGGCUCAUGACAUUAAAUUUUAUCAUAACAUAAAUGAUGGGAAAACAUUUAUCAGUUACUCCUACUACCCCCAGUUUUGGAUCAAUGUAAACCAGAGGCCAACGUUUGAAAAAGCGCUAGAACAGCUGUUACAAAGAUCACAUCCUCUUGAGAACACAGACCAGACGGUAUUAGUUGUGGGUGGUGUUCAGUGGCUUAAUUCCAAUCACCUGCAAAUUAUUCAAAAGGUGCUGAAGAGGGAAAAUCUAUCAAAUAUCCUGGUAGUUAUCAAAUCCAUAGGAAUGGGCUUUCAUCUACCAGUGGAUGGGAUACAUUCUUUAUCGCAGACUGAAGUGCAAAAUUUAUGGAAUGAAAAUUUGGUUAUUCUGGAUACUGCAAAAAGAUAUGGCUAUGAGGUGGUCGAUACUUUCAUCAUCACAAUGGGACGUUACAAAGAAUUUCUGCAAGGGAAGUGCGGAUGUCAUUUCCAUGAGGUGGUGAAAUCCAAAAUGUCCAAUGAACGUCCUCCCAUUACAAUGAAGCUAUCAAGGCCCUAUACUCUGGGGAAAUAUUUCAACAGCCAAAGCAAACUCUCACAGCUGCAAGACUAUGCAAUGAAUUCUCAGUCACCGUAUCAUGUCAGAGGUCCAAUAAAUCAAGUCUAUUCUGAAAUCCUCCUCAGCAGGAUCUGUGCAAGUAAAAGCAAGGCUACUGACUCAUAGCCUCUAUCAGAUGAAGUUUUAGAGCAGGAGACUUCCUACUUCCUCAAAUGACAAUCCAAGGACCACAUUAAAUUUAUUUACAUGCUUCUCUGAUUGGCUGCACACAUAGCAACACCACUCAAGAUGUGACGCUUUUCCUAAAGCUUUAUGACGUCAAGAUCUGCCCUUUCGGAUCUUAGGUUUCGGAAUGGAAAGAUGGAGAGAUGCACAAAAAAGGGGGUGGGGAAGUUACUUGAAAUAUUGCCAAACACUAGAACAGCUGCAGGGCAAACAACUGUGUACUGUGACAGUAAAGAGAGAGAAAGAUAUACACUUGACGUAUUUGAAAAGGGCAGCUUUAUUUCUUAAGCAAUAGAUAGACUUAUCUAUUUAUAGGUACACACUAUAAAAUUAUUACAUAGAGACAUUCCAUUCCAUUUUAAAAAGCAUUAUU